Molecule: messenger RNA, 600 nt
Organism: Neurospora crassa OR74A
Lineage: Eukaryota; Fungi; Ascomycota; Sordariomycetes; Sordariales; Sordariaceae
Exons: 4
Coding region: 1-600 (199 amino acids)
Source: RefSeq, a predicted model, not a curated record
AUGGCGUCCCUUGAUGGUAGCCCUGUGGCCCCAUUCAUACCAGGAGGCGCCGAGGAGACCCGGAUCUCGCUUGAAAAUCCGACCACAACCCUCUUUGUGAGCCAGGUGGAGGUGUGCUGCUGUGUAGAAAUAGAAGCCGGUGGGUCCCUCGCGACCGCUACUAAAUCCCUGUUCACCCCAGAUUCUUCUUUGGCCAGGGGAUGGCAAUCAAAUGGAGUCGAUAAACCCAAAAGCGUCCCGACGUUCACGUCCGCCCUUGUCGUGACCCUCGACGUUCCGACUUUAGAGGAUCUUCGUGGUGUCCUUGCGACGUCGGCUCUUGUUGAGGCGACUGGCUGCUCUCACCGAUCACCGGAAAGGCAGCGGUACCGUACCGAGUACAAGUACAUACCCCACGGACGACCAGGGACUCCUUCCCGCCCGCUUUUCCCCUCAGCGUGGCAUCAACCCUCCUCGCGCCCUCGCUGCCUCGCUGCCACGCAGUGCUACGCUUCUCGCUGGCCCGCUAGCCAGUCCUGUCCCCCUGGUUCCGUCCCUCUUGGCUCACAGCAACUCACCAAUGUACCCCCGUAUGCUCCUUCCCACGGAAUUCAUCCUUAA